Molecule: messenger RNA, 9584 nt
Organism: Nilaparvata lugens (brown planthopper)
Lineage: Eukaryota; Metazoa; Arthropoda; Insecta; Hemiptera; Delphacidae
Product: serine/arginine repetitive matrix protein 2-like
Source: RefSeq, a predicted model, not a curated record
CCAUUACUUCAUACGUUGAAGAAAAUGGCCGACCUAAGCUGUGGGAUGAUAUUUUGUGAAAAAAUAUGUGAUGUUUUAUAAUGCUGUUCUCAAUGUCAGUGAUUUCAAAAACUUAUUUUUUAUUCUGAGUGUUGUGCUUAAAAAAGUGAAUGAAAAAUUGGACAAUACUUCUCAAUCCAGCCACAGAGAACUGUUCAUAAGUGGGAAACAAAUUCCUUCGUUCUUAGCUAGGUGGUAGCAAUAUGAGUGAUGAUUGGGAUGAUAUACAUACUAGUUUCAAUCCAAGUGCCAGAAAGCGAAUUGCCAGAAGAAUCUCAGAGAGCAGCUCAGACAGCGAAAGAUCAGCUGUCACCGCUGAAAGAAAAAUAAGAAAAACACAAGUGAAACAUUUAAACAAGAGAGCAUUUACAUCAAGCAAUUCUAGUGGUGUUAGUAGUGAUGAAAGUGUCAUUCAUGCUCCUAGUCGUAAGAGACGCAGAAGACUGUCAAGUGAUAACGAAAAUAAUAAUGAAACUAAUGACUCUGGUAGUGAGAGUGAAGUAAUUGUUCAAACUGUAAAAAGAUCCUCACGAGCUGUGAUAAGAAGUGAAGAAGAAGAUAGUAGCACGAGCAGUAGCAGUAGUAGUCCUAGAAGCAGCAGCAGCAGUAGCAGUAGCAGCAGCAGCAGUGGUAGUAGCACUUCUUCUUCUACUACUUGCAACUCUGAUAGCUCAUUCAGUGUUGCCUCGUUCGGUAGACUAAUGAGACGGUCAAAGAGAGCGGCGGCGGUCGCAUUUGUGGUGAGCAGCGAUGAUGAAUGGAGCACCUCGGACAGUGGAACGAGUUCCCCCAAUCUUCCACGACUUCGAAAUACAAGGACCAAUAGGAUACCAACCACAUCAUCAUCAUCAUCUUCAUCAUCAGACUCACCUAUCCCCCGACCACGUAGAGCUGUUAGUAGAACGAUCUCUGCUGUUAGCGAAACGACGUCAGACUCCAGCUCGGAGGAUGAACAAGUCGUUGUUGAAGGAGAUGAAAACGACUGGGAAGAUGUUGAAUCUGAAGAGGAGAUUAAAGCAACUAAGAAGACGAAACCGGUACUACCUGCGCUAGCAUCGAGUUCUGAUAGUGAUGAUCCUUCGGCAGAACCAUGUCCGAUCUGUUUGAGGAAGUUGACCACUCAGGAGAUUGGCACGCCCGAAUCGUGUGAUCAUAGUUUCUGUUUAACAUGUCUUCAACAAUGGGCUAAGAAUGUAAAUACGUGUCCAGUUGAUAGGCAACACUUCUCUAUGAUUCUGGUUAGGAAAUCUGGUAGUGAUGAAAUACUUAGAUCCAUCAGAGUUGAAAAUGUAGAAGUUGUAGAGGUGGUGGACGUUGUGGAUGAUCCAACAGCCUGCGAGAUCUGCGGGGAGAGCGACAGAGAAGAUAGGCUGAUGCUGUGCGACGGCUGCAAUCGCGGCUAUCACCUGGAGUGCAUGACCCCACCCCUCGACCACGUGCCCAUCGAGGAGUGGUACUGUCCCGACUGUAACGACUACUUCAUCAUUCCAAAUGAGGACUCGUUCUCAGAUGAAGAAUGGAGUAUAAAUAUAAGACGAACACGCCGUGGCGGGGUUGGAGGGAUUGUAUUGAGGCAGUCUCGGCUGAUGCCCAGGACUCGACAAAGCGAGCGAAUCAUGUCACUGCUGGGUCAUCCUACAUCCAGAAACGCCGCCACUAUGUCACAGGUGCGAGCUACGCAAUUGCAGGCGGCGUCAGGUUCGGGCGUAGGAUCGCAACGCAGGAUGGGCGCUGGUGCUGGUGGGCGUGCGGCUGCUGUCAGAAGCAAUCAGGCAUCGGCGACCCCGAGAAGAGCAACGAGAGCUGGCCGCAAGAAGCGACGAAAGCGCAAGACGAAUGCUGCCUUCAGGAUAAAAGUGAUACAGACCGAGGAAGGAACUAUCGAGGUGUCGUUGCCCAGAAAGAAGCGGAAGAAGAGAAGGGUGAAGAGACGAAGAACUGGCGGAGGAGGCGGUCCAAGGGUGGCAGGAACUGUGGCUAAAACGCCCAAGGAACGUUUGGCCAAACGACUGGGUAUCUGCGCUAGGAAGCAUGUAGCUAGCAAGCAAACUCCUCCCACUCUAUCUGGGACCCAGCAGCUCUCAAUGAGCCGCGCGUCAGCUGGCAUUCCCACCCUCGACCUGUUUGGAAACAGGAAUCAGCUGGAUGGAUCCUUCCCUCAGUCACGCUCCGAAUUCUCGUCCAACUACGGAAUCGGAAUCUCGCCGUUCACCGGCUCGGCUCCGAUCCGCUUCCGGAUGACUGCUCCGCCCCGCAAGCCAACCAUGAUGAUUCCUCCCCUCGAACAGCCUCCCAUGCCCGACGCCAGUCUCUUUCCUUCUCUGCACUCGCCAUCGCAUUCGUCGAAUGACGACGAAGAGGUGGAUAUUUACAGUGAUAUUGAGCCGAAUGGUGCCGGCGAGGCCGAUGACAGCGACAGGAAUUUCGGUACCCUGGAGCCGCCCCCCGAGCCUCCAGCCAUUCUCAUGAAUAUUGGCACAGAUGACAAUGCGGCCAGUGAUGACGAGGGGCUCAUCAUUGAUGACAGGCCGCCGCCUCCGCUGCCGCCCCCGCUCCCCGCCCCCGAUACCAUGUACGAUCCGGCUGAGCCUUGUGACUCAAACUCCUCGUCAGAUGAAGCUGGAACAUCGAAGAUUCCCUACCCACCUCUGCCGAAAAGGUGGAAACCGCCUCCACCCGAGCCAGACGACCCGGCCAGCCACCCGAACUACGGCAUGUGUCCGACAAUCGGCCUGGUGCCAAGUGACUCGUCCGAGGAAGAGGCCGCCGAGUGUCCCAACUUCUCCAUGUACAGCUCGACCAGCAUGACCCUGGUGGCGCAGAAAGACGAGGAUGCGGCUGACGAGGACAGCGAGUCUCCCAUCACGGCCAGCUCUGACAACCUGCCCGACAUACCCUUACCGGCCUACCAACCUCACCUGCCCAAAGCAAGUGAAGAGGAUGCACAAAUUGAUGAUGACGAUGAAGAAGAGGUUGAAGAGAAUGACGACACUGAAAGCAGCAAUGUUGAGAAAAUAGUUGGAGAUGAUAUUGAAAACCAAUUGAACGAUUUAGAAUUGAAGUCGUUUAAUCAAAACACAAUGGAUAUUCCUAUCCCAGCCGACAUGAAGGAGGAAGACAUCCCAAUUCCGGCUGAAUUAAAUAACGAGGAAAUUCCCAUUCCUGAAAAGACUGAAGAGACCGAUGAAAACAAGGAAGCAAGUCUUGGUGAUGAAGAGAAGAUUUGUUCUCAGCACGAAGAGAAAUCUGAAGCUGAUGAAAAAGGAGAAUCGGAGAAAGCCAGUGUUCAGUCACGAGAAGGUGAAGACGAAGGAAGCACCCAGGAUGUCCUAGAUCUUGCCAUCGAGUCGGAAGCCAACCUUCAAGACGCCCAUGACGAAAAUGAUGAUGCAACCAGUAUCAGUACGGUUGGAAAAGAAACAGCUGAAAGCAAAGAGAAACAAAUCGACGCCGGAGAGAAACCAGAUGGGCUGAUCGACAUCACUGAUGAAGAAAUGAGUGUCUAUGAUGGCCAAGAUGAUAACCUCGAUAAAGGAGCAAGUGAAGCUGCCGAAAGUAAAGAUGGUGGUGAAAAUGUUGAACAUGAUGUGUUCGAGUCCGAUGAUGAUAACAGCCUUAUCGGCGGGGCCACAUCAGCUGUUUCAGGUGGAACACUCAACAACUCCGACAACCUGCAAGUUUCCUCCCUACCUGGCUUGGAGGGCUUGGAAACAGAAACUAUUUCCGAAUCGGAAGAUGUCAAUUUCGAUGAAAUUCCGGAAGGUGUCCCACAUUCUGCAUCCAACGAAGAUGAGUACUCGUCGUCCAAAAAGAAAAAGAAGAAGAAAAGCAAAAAGUCAAAUUGUAUCAGUGAGACAGAUGAAUCUGUUUUGCUUGGGUUGAAAGGGCAGUUGAUGGACAUGCUUGAGUUUGAGGAAGGAGAAAUCAUUGAGGAUAAACCUAAACAAUCUUCUAAAAAGGAUAAGAAAGCUAAAUCAAAGCAUGAUAAAGAUGUACCUGAGAAAGAGAAAGAACACACUUCUUCGUCUGCUCGCAAAUCGAAAACACCUCCCCUUGACAAAGAUUCUGAAAAGAAACAGAAGAAGAAAAAAGAUAAGAAAGAUUCGGGAAAAGAUAAAUCUGGAGAAAGUAGUAAGGGUAAAGACUCUAAAUUCAAAGAGAAAACUGCCAAAGUUGGCGAGGGUGAUGAGAAUGUCUCAUGGAAAAAGUUGUCGAAAAGUACAAAAGAGAGAAACUACAGAGACGGGAAGGAGAAGGAUGAGAGAAGCAAGGCGCCAGCGCAAGAGCCAACUAAGAAGGAGAAGGAGAAGGAGAAGAAGAAGGAAAAACGAAAGGAGUUGGAAAGGUAUGAUGUUAGGAGGUUGAUCAGUGAAAGACCAAAACGGCCGAAAAAGGAUGAAUUUGGCCGCGAUAUUUCACCGUCACCGUCGGAGUCGCUGUCGCCUCCUAGGCAGAGGAACAGAUCGCCACUGCGUGUGCGCAAUAGAAGCAGAAGUCCGUGGCGAUCAAGGAGCAGGUCACGCGCUCGCCGACGCACGCGCACGCCGCCGCGCAGGCAGCGGUCAAGGGAACGGCGCUUGCGCACUCUGUCAAGGGAGAGGGCGUCCAAGCGAGACAGGUCGAGGUCACGAGUCCGAGCCAGACCCAAGUCCAGGGAGAGGGAGAGGGAGAGGGAACGCCCCCCGCCACCAGCAAAGACAGCCAAGAAGAAAACACGCAACGAUAGUCGAUCAAAAAAAAAGAGCAAAAGCCGUUCACCGGUCCGACCCGCGAAGAGAGUUUCGCGCUCGUUGAGCAAAUCGUGGUCACCUUCGUGGUCGCGGUCGUCAGCCUCACGCUCCCGGUCAGUGACACCACACAACCAACAGUCCUGCUCGAUCUCCAGGUCGGUCUCCAGGUCAUGGUCCAGAGGCCGCGAUGCUCACAAAAAUUCACACAAAAACUUGACUGUUAUUGUUACUAAUAAAGACGCAAUGAGGAAGAAGGAUAAAAAGAAAACGACAAAGAAAGGAAAAGAUGAUAAGCAGCGUAAAAGAAAGAGGGGACAGUCGCCGGCGCCCUCCAAAGAAGUAUUUACAUCGGGUGAUAAUAUUUUGGUUAGUGUGAAUUUCAAGUCGAACCGAGGAGCAGCUGAACUGGUUCCGGCCAGCACACCUGUUCUCAGGGAGAGCUCGAAACGCAAGAGGGAUGAUGUCGAUCCCAUCACUGGUAGAAAGAAAAAGGAUAAGAACUCCAAAGAGAAUGUUGCUGCCCGUAGCAAGAAAUCGCAGCUAAGUAAGAGUACUAGGUUAUUAAGGUUGAACGAAACUGUGAAAAAUGCUAAACCGGUAGCUGUGAUUGACCUGGAUAUGUCUCCGUUCAGGGAGCAGACGCCUUCGCCGAAAGAAGUGAUAAUUUUGACGGACAGCGGCGGGGAGGACAACGACAAACAGCACAACGACCUGGAGAAGCAGCUGGAGAGAAUGGGCGAGGGUCACGAACCCGGCAGGCGAGACCAACAGCCCGAGUCUCCUUCCACUCACAAUUUCAUGAUGACUAGUACCGGUCCCAAAACACCGCCCGAACCGCAUAUCAAAUUCUCAAUUGUGUCAAAUAAGCCUCAGCUGCGCACGUUGAACAAUCCAUUGAUGGAGUGCGAUGAUGAGAUGCGACAAGACGAGGCAGCCGAAGAGGAGGAGAUGAUGCACAAGGGACCCAACACUCCGCCGGAGCCUCCUCCCGAACUCAACACUCCCGCCUCGCCUCCCACAACACCCUACGACCCGUUCGACCCCACCAAGUCACGAUCACCCAGUCCUCAACCGCUCAACGACUCCAAACAAGACAAAACUGCUGCUGACAACUUGAACGCAAGUCUGCAAUCAGACAUUGAGGAGCACGCUGCAAGGCUGCUCGAACACAGCACGUUGACUCCUCCCAUGGACGCAGAUGAGCUCAAGAAGACACCCGAACCACUCAAAUCGCUUUCCACACCGAAACCAGAACAGAGUACGGAGCCUUCCCCCAAUCAUCAAUCUCCCAGCACUGCAGGUGAUCAGUCCAAAAUAGCCGAUGACAAUUUGCUGAAGCCUUUCCAGAAAUUGUUGUCAUCACAGAGUAAAGUCGACAUAUCGGUACACAAAUCACCAGACAAAGGUAUGACGACUGUGAUUAUAAGUCAGCAAGGGCAACAGAUCAAAAGCUCGAGUUUGUUGCCUACAAAACAAAUCACUUCUACUACUUCUAAGACUCUACAGAUAACUACGUCUAAAAUCUUGUCAAAGCCGACACCUGCUCCGUACAAUCCUCUGCAAGCGUUGAAUGCGAACAAAGCAGCUAGGGCACAGCAGAACGGCAACGAUGCAACUGAUGAUAUCCUAGAGUUGGAUGUGGGAUCGCCGUAUUCUCCGGGCUCAAGUGAAGGGGACGACCUAUUUGACCCUCCGGCCAUGACUCCGCCGCGAACAGCUGUUCCCGCCAAGCGAGGCAAGUUGGCUCAAAACAAGUUGGAUGUGCUGUUCGGUGCGCCGCCGCCCACCAAGUCAUCGCGACGCGGCAAGCACACCUCCAAAGCAGCUAAGAAAGCCAGCAAAGGAAAAACAACCAAAGGAACGGGCAAGAAAGAAGUGAACGUGAAACUAGACGAGGAUCAGCUGAAGAUUCUGGAUGAUCUUCCGAGCUCAGCUGUUGAAAUGCAGGUGAAGGAUAAGUUUUUGAAGAAACUGAAUCGACAAGAACGAGUUGUAGAAGAGGUGAAAAUGGUUCUGAAACCGCACUAUGCCAAGAAGCACAUUGGUAAAGAAGAGUACAAGGAAAUACUGAGGAGAGCUGUUCCUAAAAUUUGUCACAAUCGUUCUGGCGAAAUAAACCCGAUGAAGAUUCAGUUCCUGGUGGAGGCGUAUGUGCGCAAAUUCCGUAAAAACACGGGAGCAGAGCGCAGUGGAGCGGGGCCAGGCGGAGCGGCAAAGAAGAAGGGGGGAGGGACGGGUGCAGGAGUCGGGGGCGGGGGCGGUUCUAGCUCCGCUACGGGAGGCGGUGGCGGUGGUGUUCCUCUUUCCAUCUCCAUUCCUCCCAAACCGAAAAUGCAAAAAACACUUUGGAGUUAGAAUUGAGUUGACUUUUGGAGUUGACGUGUCGUAUUUAAAGCAUGAAUCCUUGGCAUCGGAUAAGAAAGAAACUGGCAUUUCCUAUGGAUGGAGUUUUCAAACAGACUGAACUUUUCUGAAUUUAUUUGAUUCAGUAGUAGUAGUGCAAUGAAAGUUUAAACACUAGACGUACGACCACACUAACAUUAGAUAUGUUUAUUUCGUGUGUUUAUCGUGUAGAUAAUAUUCAGCACAAUACCAAUUGUAAAUUAUUAUUGAUAGAUUUCAAUAUUCUGCCUUUUUCUCGUUGAAAAUCAAAACGUUUGAGUAGUUAUUCGCUCUAACUUUAUUGAUUAGUAUAACGACUAUUAUAAUUUAACUUUUGUGUUUGGAUUGUAAGGUAUUGCAAUAGCUAUUCACAUAGAAGGAAGUCAGGGCUAAUGAGAAACAUUUAUGAAUAACCUUUCAUUUUCACUUUUAAGGAAGCGAUAAAUAUGCUGAAGAUACAAUCAUUCAUUUUGAUAUUCUUAGCUUGUACCUAGCUUUCAUUUUCACAUGUUAGAUUUUUUUGAAAUUAGUGUAAUGUAUCUCAUCAUUGUUUUAGCUGGGUUUACUGGAUGUAAUGGAACAAUUUUUAAAGCAGUAGUACGACUGUACUGAAUAUCACUGAGAGCAAUUUUAUGCGAACAAAUUAGCUUCAAAUACAGAGAGUUUUAAAAAUAGAUGUAAUUGAAAAACUAUUCUAGCUAUGUAAAUGGAGGAAGAACAAGAUAUUAUAAAUUUUGAGUUUUAUCAGGACCUCUUAUAUACUCUAUAGGAAGUCCUGGUUUUAUGCAACUACAAAAUGAAUCACAGUAUCUUCAGAGAUGUUUUAUGUAAAUUUUACAAAUUUCAUUCAUGAUUGAGAUGUAGAUUAUCAUCGUUUUCUGUUGUAUUUGGAGAAAAUAUGUGGAUAGGAAUUUGAGAACUAUCAACAAUAAAAAGAGCUACAGAACGAUGUAAUUAUAUAUAUCAUUACUGAGUCAAUUUUGAAAAUUUAAACCGAUAAUAUUAUGUUUUAUAUUUAUUGUGUUCUUAUUUAUUAUUAUGCUAAUAUCAUGUGAUACAAAAAUAAUUUAUUGAAUGAAUAUUCUCAUUAUUUUAUAAAAUUAUAUAUUGAAAGUUUAGUCGAGCUGAGUAAAAUAACUUUCUAUAGUAGGCUGUUUCUGAUUUAACUCAAAUAAGGGUUUAUCAAUAUUACAUGAUAAUUUUACAGAAAUUGUAGAAUGUAAGAUUAGAUCUAGGCAGAUUGUAAAAAUUUGGCUCAGUUCUUGUUAUUGUGUUAUUUUAUAUUAGCGGAUCUUGAAUCAUGAUAAGUAUAAUAUACUCGUUUUCACAGUUAUCAAAGCUUUCAAAAUGUAAAUGGUUUUAAAACACUGUACAUGAGAAUAAUCCAUAACGAAAGAAUCAUAAGUUAAUGAUUGUUGAAUUAUCCAUCUUCCGUAAAUUGUUCAUAUCCAAUUAUUAAAAGGUAUGAGCUACAUUUUUGUACACGAUGUUUAUGUUGUUGGAAAAUGUUUAUAUCUAAAUAGGAUAAUUAUAUCUAAUCAUCUCUUCAUAAUCUUUUAAAGUUGAAAAGAGGUAAAACCUCUCUUGAUAAUAAAAUUGUUGGUUUUUAUAGUUUUUCAACAAAGUAAUUUUUCAAAUACUCUAGAUUAAAGUUGCAUGCGUACUCAAGGUGAACUACUUCCAAUUUGAACUAGAAUAUGUCCAAGUUACAGUGUAUGUUUAAACAACAACAGAAUCACAAAAAAAAAUUAUCAAAUUUACUCAUGAUAUUUUAUUCUUAUUGCAUUAUUUAUAAACUAUCAAUUGAAUUGUGUUAAUUUUUUUCUGUAGCCUGAUGUCAGUUGAACUGUUUCAAAACUCAUGAUUUGAAAAUUAAAUUAUAGUCAUUAUCACGUUCUCAUAUCUCAUUUCAUUAUUGAUGGAAAAUUUAACCUGAUUUCAAUUUUGAUCACUAGUUUCAUAUAAAAAAUAUCAUAUGAAUUAAUGAAAUCUUCUGAACAAAAAAUGUAAUUUCAAUCUCAUCUUAUUGGAUUCUUUUCGUGUAGCAGUUUUGCAUGUAAAUUAUGAUUUUGUCAUUUAAAUAAUGAAUCUGUAGUUUCAUGUAUUUUUUUGUAAUAAAACAAUAUGUCUAAAAAGUUCUAACACUGAAAUUUUUCAAUUCUUUAAAAAAUGUAAGUACAGUAUUAAUAAGAGAUUUUGGUAUAUUAACCGAUCAGUUUAUAAAAGUAAGAUCUUUUAUUUAUGAUCCUUAGCAUAAAAUCGAGUAUUUUAAUAAUUUUUUACUCAUGUUCAGCGAGAAUGGCUUUGGUUGUAGGUACCGUAUAAUAUCUGAAAAUUAUUUAGAUAUAACUUACCUAGUUGUAAGAAAUAUUUAUUUAUCAUUCUCUAUCAUAUGUAAAUGUUGAAUUAUCAAUAAAGAGUUUACAAAUUCUA